GCGUCUGCCCAGGGAAUCGAAUCGCGGCGAUGGGCCAAGACGGUCCUGACUACCAGCCAGCUAAAGCUGGCAAGGCCGCAGCCAAGGCCCCAAGCAAGCGGCAACGCCGGAAGGUGGCCAAGUUAGAGGAGGGCAACGGGCAGGGGCGCCAAAUCAUCCUCGUCCUGAACGAGGAGUCCGUUAGACUUCUCCACGACACGGAGGGAACUGUGGACUACGGCUACAAGAAGGUAAUCAUAGUGGAGCCCCCGGAGAUCCCUAGCAUGGAGAUCAAGCCUGUGUCGGUGUCGGACGAGGCAUCAGUAGUGUCGGAUGACAUCUUAGAUGGAUGGAUUACCACCAAAUUCAAGAAUUUCCUGCAAAAUUUCCUUGGCAUAUACCCGAUCGGCAGAUGAAGACUCUGCUAUGUUUGUAUUUUCUUGUUCGUUUAAACUAUUUUGAGACUAUUGCUCAGCAUCUGAACAAUCUGCAUCUGAUAAUUCAGGUAACGUUAUUAUUGCUGGAAUUUCGAGAUUAUUUAUAGCCUCUUCCUGUAAUUCAAUUUCUUCUUCUUCUGAUUUACUGUCUAUUGUUCCUUCUUCUUUUGUUGUGUUGAAAAGAGUCAGAGCAAAAAAAAAUUUAAUUGUUUGCUUCAGUCUGGCUAUAGCAAUACUACACAUAUACGAUCUGGUUCAAAUUCUAGAAGAUUUAGUCAUUCUCCUGACUUGAGAAAUGUGAAUGCAACAGAUUUUCAUACUUUGUGGAAGCGGAACGGAGAGGGGCGAAGUUUUAAAAUACUCUUGUAACAGAGACAUAUCACAGAAGUCUGGAUAAAAA
Drosophila pseudoobscura is the source of this 816-nucleotide messenger RNA. RefSeq lists its product as uncharacterized. The transcript has 2 exons. NCBI's taxonomy places the organism in Eukaryota, Metazoa, Arthropoda, Insecta, Diptera, Drosophilidae. The record is from RefSeq and is a predicted model, not a curated record. Bases 30 to 395 code for a protein of 121 amino acids.